CCCAUUUAGAUUUAGGCCCCUCCGGGAAAAAGAUCUCGCCCCAAAUUCCUCCACCGCCGCGGAAAGAAUAGACAUGUAGCCCACAGAACGCACGCGCUCUCCCUCCCUCUCUCUCUCUCUCUCUCUACCUUCAUCCACCCUCUCUCCUCCCCACUCUUCUCCUCUCUCUCCUACCCCACCCCCGGCCCCCUCGCCGCCUCCUCCUAGGGUUCCGCCACCGCCCCCCGGCGGCCCGCCUUGCUGCGCCGCCUGCCUCCCCGACCGCCCGGUGUCGCACCCCGAUCUGGACGGUCCUCCCCUGCCGCGGACACGCCGGUGCGAUCUGAUCCGGGCGGAGCGAUUCAGGAAGGUUUCGUGGGGGGAUUUCGUAUUUAGGCGGUGAGGGAUUCCGGCCCCGUGGCGUGGCUGGAUCCGUGUAUCAGGCUGUUAACUCGCCGCGCUCUCGUGUUGAUCCGAUAUAAAGGGUCGAUGGCUACAGAUUGAGCGCGAGAGGGAUCGUCUCUCUCUCAAUUUUCGCGAAAGCUGCGAUUUUGCGGUGGUGUGGGCGGUGAGUUUUGCGGAUUUUCCGGGUUUUCCGGCGGCCGAUCCGUGCUACUUUAGUUUUUCUGGCGUGGAGGCGGCUGCUCGUCGCGGCGGAUUACUUAGUUGCUUCAUCUCCCGAGGAGGGUUUUGUGUUCUCGUGCGGUUGGUUCCAUGGCGGGGGGCUCUAAUACCCCAAAGCAGUACGGAAUAACCAAGCCGAUUUCGUUGCUUGGGCCGGUGGAGGCUGAUCUCCAUAGGACGGCGGAGUUAGAGAAGUUUUUGGUUGAGGCUGGUCUAUAUGAGAGUGCCGAGGAGUCCGCUAAGCGGGAGGCGGUACUAGGGGAGCUCGACAAGGUUGUAAAAGACUGGGUGAAGCAAUUAACUAGUCAGAGAGGAUAUACUGAUCAAAUGGUUGAAGAGUCAAAUGCCGUACUUUUCACCUUUGGCUCAUACCGUCUAGGGGUUCAUGGACCUUGGGCCGAUAUUGACGCUCUUUGUGUUGGACCUUCAUAUGUGAAUCGCGAGGAAGAUUUCUUUAUGGUACUACAUGAUAUAUUAGCACAAACAGAGGAUGUCACUGAGCUGCAGCCUGUACCUGAUGCACAUGUCCCCGUUAUGAAGUUCAAGUUCCAUGGAAUAUCAAUUGACCUUCUUUAUGCCAGCGUCUCUCUGUUAGUAGUACCACCUAACUUGGAUAUCUCUCAAGGAUCAGUGCUUUAUGAUGUUGACGAAGCAACUGUUCGUAGUCUUAAUGGGUGCAGAGUAGCAGACCAAAUUCUUAGACUUGUUCCAAAUAUUGAGAACUUCCGUACAACAUUAAGGUGUUUGAAAUACUGGGCAACAAGAAGAGGUGUUUACUCCAAUGUUACUGGUUUUCUUGGUGGUGUCAAUUGGGCUUUGCUGGUCGCACGUGUCUGCCAGCUCUAUCCUAAUGCUGUGCCAAGUAUGCUGGUCUCGAGAUUCUUCAGAGUUUUUACCCAAUGGCAGUGGCCAAAUCCAGUUAUGCUUUGCUCCAUAGAGGAGGAUGAAGUUGGUUUCCCCGUAUGGGAUCCACGCAAAAAUCCUCGAGAUAGAUCUCAUCAUAUGCCCAUUAUAACCCCUGCAUACCCAUGUAUGAACUCCAGCUAUAAUGUUUCAACAAGCACGCUGAGGGUUAUGAUGGAGCAGUUUCAGUUUGGUAAUAAAAUUUGCCAGGAAAUCGAAAUGAAUAAGGCUAGUUGGUCUGCUCUUUUUGAGCCUUUUCAAUUUUUUGAAGCAUAUAAGAAUUAUCUACAGGUUGACAUCAUCGCCGAGGAUGAUGAAGACCUUAGACUUUGGAAGGGAUGGGUUGAAUCUCGAUUGAGGCAACUGACUUUGAAGAUUGAACGUGAUACAUAUGGAAUGCUGCAGUGUCAUCCUUACCCACAUGAGUAUGCAGAUCCUUCUAGACAGUGUGCGCAUUGUGCUUUCUUCAUGGGCUUAUCAAGGAAAGAAGGUGUUAAAAUACAGGAAGGUCAACAGUUUGAUAUUCGUGGAACCGUAGAUGAGUUUAGGCAUGAAAUCAACUUGUAUAUGUUCUGGAAGCCUGGGAUGGAGUUAGCUGUUUCUCAUGUUCGAAGGAAGCAGAUCCCAGCUUAUGUGUUUCCAGAUGGUUAUAGGAGGCCUCGCCCUUCGAGGCAUGCGAACCAUCAGCAUCAGUCUGAUAAAAAUGACACUGAAGAUGGCAGUAUGGCCAGAUCUCCGGACAGUCAGAUCAAGAGAAAGCAUGAUUCUGCUGGGAUUGAUGAUUCUGAACCUUGUAGGCCUGUUAAGAGGGCAUCGGUCAGUCCAGUUCAUCCAAAAACUUCAUCACCUCAAUCUGGGAAUGUCGGCGAUGAGACCCCAAGUAAUAACCAAAUCAAAAGGGCUUCUAGCGAUGUGUGUGGUGGGAGUCAGGCUUCACAUGGCAGUGGCAACCUAGAACGACCAAAUUGCUCAAACUCAUCACAGGCAUCUGAGAGAAGCUCAGAUACUGUUGCAUCAGGCCCCAGGUGUAAGACAAGGGAAUCAGCUUGUUCUGGUGAUGCAACUAGUAAGCAUGGCAUUCCUCUUGUUGAGAACUGCACGGCUCCAACUGUAGCAGUAUGCACAACUUUGAAGCGUGUAGCUGAGAAAGUUGUGUCAGAUCUAGUUGGAAGUGAAAGGUUGGGAAGCAGCAACAGUGCCGAGUUACUGGAGAGUAUGGAAAAGGAUGUCCUUGUUGAAAAUGUGCAUUUUGGUGUGAAUGGUGUCACUCAAGGUGGCCUUCCUGAAGAGUUAGAGCCAACCCAUGGGAUUGAAGUGGUUUCGUAAGCUCAUGCAGGUAUGAACUCAGUUGCGCCCGGAAGUCGUCAUGGAGGCAUGGUCUUGAAUUUGAUCCUUGUGCAUUCAGUAUUUACAUUGCUCUGUUUUCUUUAUACUCGGCUGUUUGGUAUUUGUUUGUUACUUUAUGGCAGGGUUAGUCUGAUGUCAACUGCAUGAGAUUGGAAAAUGGGUGUAGAAAGGACAAGUUCCACCCUGCUCUAGGGAAUGGUAAGUUGCUCAACUCACAAAAGUUUCCUUUUGGACACAGAUAUGCAAGCAUGGGGGUUUCUCGAGGGAAGAUGAUGUUGGCAAAUCAUGUCGAGCAAUGCAUGGCAAAAAAAGAAAGCAACAAAGAAGGAAUCUGUUUCGUGGAAGGACAUUAGAUGCUUGCUGGAACUCUAGAUCUACAUGGAACUUCAGUUUCGGUUUUUUACUCGUGGAGCAGCUG
Messenger RNA from Phragmites australis (common reed), 3271 nucleotides. RefSeq names its product nuclear poly(A) polymerase 4-like. Gene Ontology annotation, cellular component: nucleus. The transcript is spliced from 11 exons. Bases 694 to 2832 code for a protein of 712 amino acids. The record is from RefSeq and is a predicted model, not a curated record. Gene Ontology annotation, molecular function: RNA binding; poly(A) RNA polymerase activity. Lineage: Eukaryota; Viridiplantae; Streptophyta; Magnoliopsida; Poales; Poaceae.